CACCUCGUGCGCUUGACGUUUCCUGCAUUAUUACUUUAAUUUCAAGAACCAUAGGAAACUGUAACCUCUCAAACCCACACAAGAGUCUGCGCACCCAAAAAUUAAAUCACAAUGGGUCGAACAGUCAGGCAAAAGCGGAAGAACCGCUCCUCGCGCCCCAAAGUCAAGCAGACCAACAAGCCCAAGAAGGCGCUGAACCCACUAGGAAACGACCUGAUUGCAAAGAACUGGAACAAGAAGGAAACCCUGACGCAAAAUUACCGCCGCCUCGGCCUCCUGACGCGCCUGCAAGCCCCGACGGGCGGCGUCGAGCCCGGACUGCGCGGCUCGACCGACGGCAAGAGCAGUGCGCAUGCGCCACUGGGCCUGUCGGAGCGCAAGUCGACCGCGAGCAGCGCGGUGCGGGAGGUGCGCGUGAAGCGUGACGCUGACGGGCGGAUCGUGUCGGUCAUCCACGACGAGGCCUCAGCGGCGGCGGCCAACCCGCUCGACGACCCACUCAACGAGCUCGAGACCGACUCUGACUGGGAGGGAUUCGGCUCUGAUGACGAGGAGCCCACUGGGGACCGUGUCGUCGACCAACUUGAGCGGAUGGCGAGGGUGCCCAGGGUCAAGACGGUCAGGGGCCUGAGCGAGAGGGAGGUCGAGUGGUUAGAGAGGUUAGUGGCCAAGCAUGGAGACAACGUCAAGGCCAUGGAGAGAGAUCAUCGGUUGAAUCCGAUGCAACAAACCGCUGCGGACAUUUCUAGGCGGUUGAGGAGGUUAAGGGGGGAGUGAUUUUUAGUUUGGUUGUUUCUGGUUUAUUGUUUGCUUCGUUGAUGUCUCUUUGAUGCGGCAUUUGCACAGGCGUUCGGAGUUCGUUGGGAUGGAUCAAAAGCAAGGACUUACGUUCUAUCACUGUCGCAGACACAGUUCUUGACCUUCCAAGAUGCUUGGGCUUUUGGGAGGGCUCGGAAAAUGAUAACUAUCAGGGCCAUUCUCUUACUCGGGCCUGCCAGUGGCCCACGGUUGACGACAGAUUUUACUUUUCACUGAGUGACUAUCAUAUCAUAGAAACAGAGUCUUGGAGCCGGUGAUAUCACAAAGAAGAGCUGGGGUUCAGGCUUGGUAAUGGCCAUGGAGGGGAGGUUGUCAUUACAGGGCUAACGUUGCUGACAUGGGUUCGGUCUGGAAAGCGGCUGUUGGGGGUUCACUGGGAUGCGCCACCGUGUCUGGGAUGAAGAUCAUAUGCCAUGAGCAAAACAUCAGAACAAUCUCUUCGCAAUACUACACAAUACUGCGAAUAUGAGAUUCGAACCGGGAAGAUGAGGAAAACAUACUAGAAGAAUGUAUUUUUAGUCAUACUGGUUUUCUGGGGUAAGAUAAGAAUUAUCUGUAGGGUACAUUAGGGCGGG
This is a messenger RNA of Pyricularia grisea, 1394 nucleotides long. RefSeq lists its product as uncharacterized. The record is from RefSeq and is a predicted model, not a curated record. The coding region runs from base 112 to 777 and encodes 221 amino acids. The transcript is spliced from 2 exons. Gene Ontology annotation, cellular component: nucleolus. Gene Ontology annotation, biological process: ribosomal large subunit biogenesis. NCBI's taxonomy places the organism in Eukaryota, Fungi, Ascomycota, Sordariomycetes, Magnaporthales, Pyriculariaceae.